AUGGCUAAUUUUGAUGAAAUGGCUAUGUUAUUUGGUAUUAAUGACGUUGAAAAUCACGAAAAUAAUAUAAAUAUUAGGCAAAUCCAAAGACGAGAAAUUAUUUCGAAUCCAUUUUUAUUGUCAGACAGACUAUUUGUUACAAACUUUAGACUUACUAAAGGCAUUGUUAAAUAUUUGAUUGAGCUAUUAAGACCUCAUAUAGUUACUAACAGUCGUUCGUCCGCGAUUGAUUUGAAUACAAAAGUAAGUAUAAAAUUGAAUUUUUUGGCUACUGGGUCAUAUCAGUCGCCUCUUGAUAACAGUAAAUUUACAGCUUUGUCACAACCUUCAGUAUCCCGUUGCAUAAGUGAGGUUGUGGCUGCACUAAACAAGCCGGAAAUAUUCAAUGAUUGGGUUAAGUUUCCGCAAAAUAUAAAUGAGCUCACCGAAAUCCGUAAUGAGUUUUACAGAGAAACUGGGUUUCCAGGCGUUAUUGGUUGCAUUGAUUGUACUCAUGUGGCAAUCGUACCUCCUUCUACCAAUUUGAAUUUAAAUGAAAACCAAAACCCUGAGUAUAUAUAUGUGAAUCGUAAAGGAUAUAAUGUAAUCAAUGUUCAAUUGAUUUCCGACUCAAAAUUGAAAAUAUUGAAUGUUAACGCAUUAUUCCCUGGCAGUACUCAUGAUACUCACGUAUGGAAUAAUAGUUUUGUUUUGCCAUUACUACAAGAACUUCACAGACGAAAUUAUAAUAAUUUUUAUUUAUUAGGAGAUUCUGGAUAUCCUCUGCGUCCAUGGCUAUUAACACUUAUAGCUAAUCCUGCUACAGAUUCCGAAGAAUAUUAUAACUAUAAACAAAUGUCAACUAGGAGCUUUAUAGAACGCUGUAAUGGUGUGCUAAAAAUGCGGUUUAGGUGUUUAAUAAAAGAUAGAACAUUGCACUACAAACCUGAGAAAACAACAGCCAUAAUAAAUGCAUGUGUUGUUCUACAUAAUAUGUGUAUCACUUACAACAUUCCUAUGCAUGAAAAUAACAUUGAAAAAUUUGACAAUUUGGGUAUUAUUGAAGACAUUUUAGCUGAUAAUAUAAAUAAUGGAAACAUAGAUUUAAAUCUGGGGAGACAACAGAUAAAUAAAGUUGUUAGAUAUUUAUUUCAAAGAAAUGGUGUAUAA
Molecule: messenger RNA, 1149 nt
Organism: Adelges cooleyi (spruce gall adelgid)
Lineage: Eukaryota; Metazoa; Arthropoda; Insecta; Hemiptera; Adelgidae
Product: putative nuclease HARBI1
Source: RefSeq, a predicted model, not a curated record